Phlebotomus argentipes is the source of this 2249-nucleotide messenger RNA. RefSeq names its product transmembrane protein 164. The transcript is spliced from 3 exons. The record is from RefSeq and is a predicted model, not a curated record. The coding region runs from base 467 to 1381 and encodes 304 amino acids. NCBI's taxonomy places the organism in Eukaryota, Metazoa, Arthropoda, Insecta, Diptera, Psychodidae.
CGAGAUUGAACUUUACGAGCUCACGUGUUCUCUACUUCCCCUCUUUUGCGAUAUCGUACGAUUUUUCAUUAUAUAAAUCUCUGUCGCACGGACAAUGGUGGAAAGUGGGCAAUUGCUACAUAAUUUAGUGAAUUCGGGGAGUUUUUACCGCUCUGAAAAGACACGCAAUAAAUUCCUGAUAUAUUUUUUUUUUCAUUACCUGUAGUGUGUAAAAUCGUCUGGCGCGAUCGAUACUUUUCGGGGUGGGUGGCGAGGAAGCCCUUCAAGGCAUCGCGCGCGUUCUCAUUAAAAUUAAUGGUAGGAGAAUCGAUCCGCUUCGUCAACUCGAUGCUUUUCCCCUCUUUUUUUUUCUCUGGCAAAGCACAUUUUUCUUGGGCCCAUUAAAAUCUAAUUUGGUGGCUAUUUUGUCGUUCUCUGUUCUGUCCACACUCGCCCAUCAGGAUUCGCAGCGAAAGAGCGCGCCGAGAUGCACUGGGGUUGGGCUUACGAUGGCGUGAAUGCGUCCGUGCCGAGAAAUUGUGGCCCAGAGUGCGCCAAUUUCCUCUCCACGCGGCGCCAGUGGUGUGAAAGCAUCCUCGUGACCAGCGUGAGUCUGUGGACACUCAACUGGGCGAUUGCACGCGUGAAGACCAUCAGCAGACCAGUGCAACGAGUCACGCGCGAUCCGGCGCCGUGGCUGAAGCAAUUGCUGCUCGUCGGCAUGACGCUGACAUUUGGCCUGGAGUUGGGCUUCAAGUUCGCCUCGAGAACCGUCAUUUACGUCCUCAAUCCAUGCCAUAUCACAACGAUUAUUCAGAUCUACUUGCUGGCGGCAAAACCGAGCAAUUUCGUAACAAUAAUGUUUCGCAUCCAAAUGAACUACCUUAACGGACCACUGCUGGCCUUCCUCUUCCCGGAGACGGACUCACGCCAGCAGGCCAUGGAGGCUACGGUGUACUGGAUCCAGCACGGCCUCAUGUUCAUAAUUCCCGUGUACCUGUUGCGAUUGGGCGGUGUGUACACCAUGGAGCCACUAUCAGACGUCAGCUGGAAUGUGAUAAGUUACUCCAUUUGUUUGAUUUAUCACUUUGUGAUACUGGAAAUAUUCGCCGUUCCGACGCAGGUGAAUCUCAAUCACAUGCUGUGCCCGGCGCUGCUGGAUCCCUUCACAGGACCGAGCUAUCGCCUGUGGGCGGUACUGCACCAGGCCAUCCUGUGUCCGCUCCUCGGCAAGCUCUACUAUUGCCUUUUCGCGCCCUCGCCGCCGCUCUCAAUUCAACCAAUUAUCGAUACGGCGACAAAGCUCUGUGAUAAGAAGGACGAGCCCGCGACGAAUGGUCCUAACAGUCAAAUUGUAGUUGUAGAUAAAAGUGGCGACGAGAAGACAGUCAAGUGUGAAUAGUCGAGCAUGGUUUUUGGGCAGAAUGUUUGUGACAAUAUGAUAUCGCGCAGAAAUCUGAGUGAAGGACGAAACCUAAAUACAGAUAGAGAAGGAAUUAUAUCAGUUUUAAAGUUAAAACCCAUAUAAUGGGAAAUGACAUGCGUAGGAGUUUCAAUAGUAGUGGCGAGGAGUAUAAUUUGGAGAAGUAGCCUUACUAUAAUAUUCCUCUGCAUUCCAUAUUUUAUACCUGAAUUUGAAAAAUUUUAUAAGGUAUAGAGAGAGAGAGAAAAUAGGGGAGAAAGUAAACCAACAUCAAGUUUUAAUGCCUUAAAGAGUAACGCAAAUAUUUAGCAAUAAUAAAGGAAGUAACAUAGAUAAAUUAUAAACGAGAUAUAGAUGAUCUUCAAAGGAUCUGUUCUGUAAAAAGAAAAAUCUCUUUAGUUAACCAAAUGCAAGUUGAGUUCACGUUGUGUGUUGUAUAAAUUGUUAAAGAAUAAACAGAGAGACGCGCGGGCGAGCUUUAGAGGAGGAAAAGCCAUAAUAAUCAACUUUAUCAAAGAGCAAACGACGAAGGAAGAUAACAACAAUAUAUCUCUAAAUAAACACUUUUACAUAUUUGCCAAUGAAAUGCUGCAAUUACAACCUAAUCAAAUGACAAUUUCGAUAUAUUGCAAGUAUAUACAUAUUUUGGGUGGGAGGAUAACAAUAUUUCGAUAUAAUUCCUAUUAAAGAAUUAAUGCGCGAAAACCCAUGAGCAAUUGUAGUUGAUCUCUUCACAUUUUAUAAUAGAAAAUUAAGUGAAUUAUUAAUUAAUAUUGUAAUGAAAGAGUUACCAGAAAACUUUGUUUGUUUCGCAUUCUUUUGUGAAUCAUUGUAAAUAAAACACUUA